UCCAAAGUUGUGGAGGAAAGGAAAGUAAAAAACCGAACGGAAACAAAUCAUCAGCGUUCGUACUUAUUCUGACGGUCCCCUUCAUUCUCUCUCAAUUCUCAAACCGAACCGAUUUCUCAAAUCCGAUCCCUAGUUUCUUCUCCAAAUCCUCUCAAACCAGAAAGCCUCGCAUUCGCAUUCGCAAUCGCAGCGCAUAUGGAUAAUCAGAAUCAGAAUGAUCGUAAUCCGGCGGUUCCGUGGUCCUCGAAAACGGCGAUUCUGGAUUCUCCGCUCAACGCCGUCGGAUUCGAGAUCCAGACCUUAUCUCCUCACAGAGUAGCCGGCCGCAUUCUGGUUUCCCCUAAGUGCUGCCAGCCGUUCAAGGUGCUGCACGGCGGCGUGUCGGCGAUGAUAGCGGAGGCGCUGGCGAGCAUCGGAGCUCAGAUGGCGUCGGGAUUCCAAAGAGUGGCGGGAUUCCAUCUGAGUAUAAACCACUUGCAGAGCGCGGAGAUCGGCGAUCUCGUUCUCGCCGAAGCUACCCCCAUCUCCCUCGGAAAUCCUAUUCAGGUGUGGGAGGUAGAAUUGUGGAAGGCCUCAAAAACUUCAAGCUUAGAGAGAAGUAGAAGAGAGGUUGUGUCGUCCUCAAAGGUUACUCUCCUAUGCAACUUGCCUGUCCCAAAACAUGCCCAACCCUUGGUUGACACUCUCAAGGCCUUCUCAAAGUUAUGAAUCUUACAAAUUAAAGAGUUCUUUUUCUUUCUUUCUUUUAACUAUAGAACUUGAUUACCACUCGACUCAUAGAGUAAUGAGUUAUUGUUUCAAAUCCUUAGUCCUGUUUUUUGUUUUUAGUUUUUAUUAGAAAAUUCGGAUGGAAAACGUAUUCUUACUAACUCCUCUUCCUCGUCAAACGAUUGAACAAUAUUAUAGAUAUAUUUUGUUUGUUGCUUUCAA
Momordica charantia (bitter melon) is the source of this 930-nucleotide messenger RNA. RefSeq names its product 1,4-dihydroxy-2-naphthoyl-CoA thioesterase 1. NCBI's taxonomy places the organism in Eukaryota, Viridiplantae, Streptophyta, Magnoliopsida, Cucurbitales, Cucurbitaceae. Gene Ontology annotation, molecular function: 1,4-dihydroxy-2-naphthoyl-CoA thioesterase activity. Gene Ontology annotation, biological process: phylloquinone biosynthetic process. The record is from RefSeq and is a predicted model, not a curated record. Gene Ontology annotation, cellular component: peroxisome.